UUGGCGGAAGGACGGCGAGUGUCCACUUUGAUCAGCUGUCACAUUUCCUUCACUGUGUUGCAAGGAAGACAAAAUGGGUCGCCGUCCCGCUCGUUGCUACCGUUACUGCAAGAACAAGCCGUACCCAAAGUCACGGUACUGUCGUGGUGUUCCAGACCCCAAGAUUCGUAUCUUUGACCUUGGAAGGAAGAAGGCUGGUGUCGAUGAAUUCCCUUGCACCGUUCACUUGAUUUCGGACGAGCACGAGCAGAUCUCUUCGGAGGCUCUGGAGGCGGCCCGUAUUACGGCUAACAAGUACAUUGUUAAGAUGGCCGGAAAGGACUCCUUCCACAUGCGUGUGCGUGUACACCCCUUCCACGUCACCCGUAUGAACAAGAUGUUGUCUUGUGCCGGAGCCGAUCGGCUUCAACAAGGUAUGCGUGGAGCGUUCGGUAAACCCCAGGGUCUUGUUGCUCGGGUCUCCAUCGGUCAGGUACUAUUAUCUGUACGGACAAAGGACAGCAACAAGGCAGUCGUCACCGAAGCCCUUCGUCGUGCCAAGUACAAGUUCCCUGGUCGUCAAAAGGUUUUAUUGUCAAACAAAUGGGGUUUUACCAAGCUGUCCCGCGAGGACUACGUUGCGGCUCGCCAAGCUGGCAUGCUUCAACCUGACGGCUGCUACGUUAAAUAUCUAGCUGAGAAGGGGCCCCUGCAGGCUUUUUUCGACCGCCAGGAGAGACUUGCUGCAUAGAGGGGGACCGCGUCUAUUGGGUGGCACAUUGAUUGUGAAUACAUACCGUUUUCAGUUUCAGAGCGA
Molecule: messenger RNA, 796 nt
Organism: Spizellomyces punctatus DAOM BR117
Lineage: Eukaryota; Fungi; Chytridiomycota; Chytridiomycetes; Spizellomycetales; Spizellomycetaceae
Product: 60S ribosomal L10-like protein
Exons: 4
Coding region: 74-730 (218 amino acids)
Biological process (GO): ribosomal large subunit assembly; translation
Cellular component (GO): cytosolic large ribosomal subunit; ribosome
Molecular function (GO): structural constituent of ribosome
Source: RefSeq, a predicted model, not a curated record